Messenger RNA from Solea senegalensis (Senegalese sole), 1273 nucleotides. Its product is annotated as isotocin-neurophysin IT 1-like. NCBI's taxonomy places the organism in Eukaryota, Metazoa, Chordata, Actinopteri, Pleuronectiformes, Soleidae. The coding region runs from base 77 to 529 and encodes 150 amino acids. Gene Ontology annotation, cellular component: extracellular region; secretory granule. Gene Ontology annotation, molecular function: neurohypophyseal hormone activity. The transcript is spliced from 4 exons. The record is from RefSeq and is a predicted model, not a curated record.
AUACGAGAAUCAUUCAGGAGCAUCUGAAACAAGAACUUGAAGUCUUCACUGAUAACUCAACAAUCUCUCCGCAGAAAUGACUGGAGCCGCUGUAUCCGUGUGCCUUCUUUUUCUUGUGUCUCUAUGUUCGGCGUGUUACAUCUCAAACUGUCCCAUCGGUGGGAAGAGGUCCAUCAUGGAUGCACCCCUUCGCAAGUGCAUGUCAUGUGGCCCAGGAGACAGGGGCCGCUGCUUCGGCCCCGGUAUCUGCUGCGGUGAGGGCCUGGGCUGCCUGCUGGGCUCCCCAGAAACAGCUCACUGUGUGGAGGAGAACUACCUGCUGACCCCCUGCCAGGCAGGAGGGAGACCGUGUGGAUCUGAGGGAGGACGUUGUGCAGCUGCAGGUCUCUGCUGUGAUGCAGAGGGUUGUGCCACAGACCAGUCCUGUGACGAGGAAGGAGAUGAUUUCGAAGGUACUGACUCAAGUGACAUCAUCCUAAGGCUGCUGCACCUGGCCGGUCACGCCUCUCCUCAUCAAAUCCACAAGUGAGCUGUUUCUGACGCAGGCCCCAGGAAACUAUCCCGGAUGUUGAGCUGAAACUGGACUAGUUGUAGUUCAAAUCUUUGUAUUUCUAUGUUUGUCAUCAUCACUCUGAAUUUGCUCUUUCUGUAUUUCUGUAGAGUGCCUUUGUCAAUAUAUUUUUCUGUAUGAAAAUGGGAUGAAUAUGGACAGCGGUCAUCCAGAUAUCUGCAUGUUGAAAUAAAGUUUUGAGAGAGUAUAAAAUCGUGUGUUUUUAUUUUAGAGCAUAAAAACCUUUCAAAUCCUCCUAAAUCAUUUUCUCUUCACCGUGUUUACCACUGUCACUCAGUGUCCAAACACCUUCAGUCAACAUUAUCUUUCAGAUGUCACCCCUCAGUUGCACAAUUGUGUAACUGAUUGCUACACAAAUCCAACAGAUCCACAAAUGAGGCUCUGUGUGACUCAGCAUCACUGUUGAAAGUUGAAUUUGUCAUGUGUGCCGGUAACCUUUGAUUCAUUUCUGUUUCAUGAUGCUGAUUAAACAGCAACAGCAUGAUUAAAGAGCAACUUCAACAAAAGAAAAUGUUCAAAACAGCCUGAAGUUAUCACAGCAAGUCUGAAGACACAGAUAGAAUAUUGACACUGUGCCUAGGACUGAAUGAUUUCAUCAUACAGUAUCUCGGUCUGGCUGCUCUUUGAAAGGAGGCUUAUCUGAAAAUGUCACAUCACCAAAGUAAAGUGAUAAAAUAAAGGCUAUAGUUCACACUGUUGAAG